Messenger RNA from Psilocybe cubensis, 1212 nucleotides. RefSeq lists its product as uncharacterized. Bases 1 to 1212 code for a protein of 403 amino acids. The record is from RefSeq and is a predicted model, not a curated record. The transcript has 2 exons. NCBI's taxonomy places the organism in Eukaryota, Fungi, Basidiomycota, Agaricomycetes, Agaricales, Agrocybaceae.
AUGGACGCGAGCAUGCAGAGCGAGUCGCCCAGCACCUCCCGCCGUCGCCCGCGAGAGUCAGAAACAGAGAGCCAGAAGAUCAAGCGCGAGAAGGCCGCGGAGAGGCAGCGCAGAAAGCGGGAGCGGGACCGCAAGAAUGCUGGUAUGGCCGUUGUUGGCUCGUAUUAUGGCGUUGAAAACCAACACCUUGCUGCAGUAGCACUACAGGAACACCAGGCCGCGCUCGCCGCCCAGCAACAGCUGCAGCAGCCUGCGGCGCAGCAGAUCCAGCCACAGCAGCCACAGCAGCAGCAGCCACAGUCCGCACAGGAGUACGCGGGGCAUGAGCUCACGCCUGAGGAGAUUCUGCGCCGAGAUCGGGUCCGUGCGGCUGCGAGAGAAAGACAGCGCAAGCACCGGCAGCUGGUGAAACAGCGGCGGAUGCGCGAGCUCGGCAUCGAUAUGGGCAACGAUAUCAUGCCAGGCAUGGAAGAGGUACAUUACCGUGCUGCUGCUGACGGCCAGUAUCACCAGGUUCUGCCACCAGAGCUGCAACAGCAGCUGCAGGCGCCCCAUCCGCCCAUUCCGCACCACGAGCCGCCGUUCCCCCAGGGUCCCCCUUUAGGCGGCCAGACGUUUGCGUCCACGCUACUGCUCUCCUUUUCGUGCGCGCCAUUACUUAAGCAGCAUCUGCUGCGCACAUUGGGUAUGUCCAACGAGGAGCUGGCGUCUCUGGAACCCAUCAUUGCCGAGGCAUGGGAUCGUUGGGAUCAUCAGCGCCGGAUGCACUAUGCUGAGCAAGUUGCGAAGAACGGUGGCCAACCACCUCCCAUGCCACCUCCUUACGGCGUCGAGAUGAGCCACGACCCAUCAGCACCGCCGCCCCCACACCCUUUCCCGCACCCCGGCGGACCUCCGCCGCCAACCGACCCCAACCAGGCCGGCAACGACUUCCGCGCACGCUUCCACCGCUCUAUCAUCGUGCCGACGCCGUUCAGGACGACGUUCACUGACGCCGCGCAGCAGCAGCAGCAACAACAACAACAACAGCCACAGCCACCAGCGUCCACCGCGACACCUUCGAGCUCCGGAUCCGCGCCAGCAGAGGCGAUCGACCCGCACCUUGCAGCCACGAACGGCAGCAACAGCACCAGCACCAGCACCAGUACCGCAACCAAAAGUGAGACAUCCGCAUCCCUCUUCGACGAGCUUCUCACGACUGGCUCUCCUUGA